UCCGGACACGGCACGCGCGAUUCGUUUUGUCACCGCACUUUGGCCAAGUUUUUUGAAUUUCUCUAUUUCAGUCGGUAAACACGCACGCGUCCACGUCCCGAAUCAAUUGCCAAGACAAAUACCGCGCGUAGUCAUGACGGAGGAAUCCAGAUUGGAUCACCGAGCGAGGAAGAGGAUCAAGGAGGUGAAAAAGAAGGCGCGACCGGAGCUCGCAGAUAAAGUAGCAUGGACUCAGUACGCCUAUCACAAGAAUUUUCACAAAUUUUGGGAGUUCGAAGACAAUGCGGAACGAAUCGACGAAUCCAACGUGACUACCGAGGAAUUCGUGGAGAAAUACGAGAAACCUUACAAGCCUGUGAUAAUAAGAGGUGUUCAAAACGGCUGGAGAGCCCAGCAAAAAUGGACUAUAGAUAAAUUAGCAAAGAAAUAUCGCAAUCAAAAGUUUAAGUGCGGAGAAGACAAUGAGGGAUAUAGCGUAAAAAUGAAGAUGAAGUACUAUGUGCGUUACAUGUUCAAUAACGAGGACGAUUCCCCUUUGUACAUUUUCGACAGCUCGUUCGGCGAGCAUCCGAGAAGAAAGAAAUUGCUAGAGGAUUAUGUGAUUCCGAAGUACUUCCGCGACGAUCUGUUUCAUUACGCCGGGGAACAUCGUAGACCGCCGUAUCGUUGGUUUGUCAUGGGACCUGCCAGAUCGGGUACAGGCAUACACAUAGAUCCGUUAGGUACCAGCGCAUGGAAUGCUCUAAUAUCCGGCCACAAACGUUGGUGCUUGUUUCCUACGCACACUCCCCGCGAGCUUCUGAAAGUGACCGCAGCCGAGGGUGGCAAACAGCGGGAUGAGGCGAUCACGUGGUUCUCGAUUAUUUAUCCGCGCACAAAAUUGCCCACGUGGCCGCAAGAUUGUCGUCCGAUCGAGAUCCUGCAGACUCCCGGCGAAACUGUUUUCAUACCCGGCGGCUGGUGGCACAUCGUUCUAAAUCUCGACGAAACCAUAGCCGUCACGCAAAAUUUCUGUUCGCGCACCAAUUUCCCGGUGGUCUGGCACAAAACGGUGCGGGGAAGACCGAAACUGUCGCGAAAGUGGCUGAAAGUACUAAAUGAAAAAGAGCCGGAACUGGCGGCAUUAGCGGAAACGAUAGACGUGAAAGAGGACACAGGUGUUGCAAGUGAUUCCUCGAGCGGUUCCUCGAGCAGUUCCUCGAGCAGCACCAGCAGUAGCGAGUCCGAGGACAGCGAGGACGACAGUGGUCAAGAGUCACUUACCGCACACAAGAAGAAAAAGAGAAGAAAACUGAAUAACAGCCAACCUUGACAAUAUCCAGUAUUUGGAACCUACAGAGACCUCAGACUGUACAGUAUUAAUCAACGAUUAUUGUUUAUACUAAGGAUAAAUAUAAUUAUUAUAUUUACGACCAUAUCUUUAUGUUCAUAAUAAAAUAAAUAUUAGAUAUAACACAUAUAAUCUUUUUUUGUUCUUUCUUCGAGAUACAACACUUUGUUCAAAGCUAUGUGUUUUUUCUUUAGGCGUUCUUAUUUUUUUACGUGAUAAUGCAC
Molecule: messenger RNA, 1554 nt
Organism: Pseudomyrmex gracilis
Lineage: Eukaryota; Metazoa; Arthropoda; Insecta; Hymenoptera; Formicidae
Gene: PSR
Product: bifunctional arginine demethylase and lysyl-hydroxylase PSR
Exons: 6
Coding region: 134-1312 (392 amino acids)
Biological process (GO): phagocytosis
Cellular component (GO): nucleus; cytoplasm
Molecular function (GO): histone H4R3 demethylase activity; P-TEFb complex binding
Source: RefSeq, a predicted model, not a curated record